AUGAGGGGGAGAGUUUGCGGUCGCGGACGCGCCAGACACAAGGAAGCUAGACCCUCGGAAUCGUCCCUGCCGAUCGCGAUGGUUCUCGCUCACCAGGACGCAUGGAGAAGCCACCCCUUCAUCAGCAACUGCGCCAAGAAGCCCUUCACGGGCCUGGGCCUGGCCUCCGCCAUCUUCGGCGUCUACCUCGUGGUGGACACCAUCACCACGCGCUUCUCGUCGCACGGCAAGGAGGGCGGCGCGCACCCGGAGAUGGACUACGUGCCGCGCGGCAAGUUCCAGUACGAGCGCAACGAGAUCGGCGAGGCCCCGGAGCUCAAGUAA
Messenger RNA from Phytophthora sojae, 324 nucleotides. RefSeq lists its product as hypothetical. Gene Ontology annotation, biological process: electron transport chain. The record is from RefSeq and is a predicted model, not a curated record. Lineage: Eukaryota; Oomycota; Peronosporomycetes; Peronosporales; Peronosporaceae. The transcript has a single exon. Gene Ontology annotation, cellular component: mitochondrion. The coding region runs from base 1 to 324 and encodes 107 amino acids.